GGGCGACAAGUCCCGAACUUCAAUGAGGGAUAACCACAAAGUUUUCCGGUAUGGCAAUGCAAGAAUUUCUCAAGGAAGCGGCAUCCCGAUUGGAUCGGAUCGUUGUACCUCUGGAAGAAGGCGACCCCUUCGAGCCAGAGACCCCUCCGGGGAAACGCCAAGAACCGCUCAAGUGCAACCGUUGCUUACUCUCCCCGGGGCGUCACAACAACAGAAAUCUCGAGCUGGAAAUACGCUGGACGAAUUUGGCUUCUGCGCUUUACGAUGAUAUCAUCUCUGGUAAUCUCCCCGAAGGUGUAACUCUGUGUCACCUGUCAAACCACAUGAGUUCCCGUCUCGAUUCUGGUUUACGGAAGUGCUCGAGAUUCUCGGGCUUGUUCCCCAUCGAAAACCCCUUCUGGAAAUUCCUGGUUUCCAUCUGGCUGAUAUCGCUUUGUGUGAUGAUGAUCAGUUUUCUCAUGCUGGGAGAUGGAUUCAUUUUAAUCAUUCGAUGCAUCCGCUCCUUUUUCCUCAGAUCAUCCACUCCGGCUAUACUAUUCAUAAUGUUUCUGCGGGAAGCGGCCUACAGAUUUUUGUCGGUCUAUGUGAAGAUGCUCCGCUGUUUCGCUCAGUUUUGCCUAAUAGUCCCCAAAUGGUGGCUCCGUACUUUCGGAAUGUAGUGAGUACAUAAAUAUAUCGCCGACGGUGAGCUUCUUGAGGUCAGAGGCAGGUAGAGGAGGCUCAUCAGUAUUCAUCUCGAUCAGAUUUGUGCGAUUAUCUGUCCUUAUUCCCAGAAUUAUCCGGUAUUGUCCCUUGAGAGCCGAUUCGUGUCUCACUCAAGCAGAUGUUCUAAAGUUAAUGAGCCCGCGGAGUUUCCCUAGCCGUUGAUCCAACCAUCGAUGACCAUGAGAUAUUCCGACCCCCUUGUCAUUUCUAGCGAUUCGAAUUGUACACGAAUCGAAAUAAAUACGGGGGCUCUGUCUUU
Messenger RNA from Galendromus occidentalis (western predatory mite), 964 nucleotides. RefSeq lists its product as uncharacterized. The transcript has 2 exons. The record is from RefSeq and is a predicted model, not a curated record. Lineage: Eukaryota; Metazoa; Arthropoda; Arachnida; Mesostigmata; Phytoseiidae. The coding region runs from base 51 to 659 and encodes 202 amino acids.